AUGGAGAUUACCUGGGUCGCCAAUACUCCCCAGACGCGGACUCGUUCAAGAGCUCCGCGGGCAUGCACCAGCUGCCAACGGAAAAAGAAACGUUGUAAUCAUUUCUGGACUCAGCUAGGCACAGAACCCAGCCAAAGCCCGCGGCUAAAUGAUGAGAACCGCCAUCAUGACAAUCAGGCCCAACAACCAACAAGUGAACAAAUACAGUCUCCACCGGCUAUUCCGGGUCCAUCAGCUGGUGCCAGGAUGCAGCGGUUCGUGGGGGAUCUGAACCCUGAAGCUGUCAUCCGCGAGAGACUGGAUGGUCCAUCCUCGAAGCCUUUAAGAGACCGGAUUGGGUUGUGGAUCAGCUCCGCCGGUCAGGAUGAUAUCGAUGGCGACGAAAAUGCUUAUGGAAGACAGCAAAGACAGCCGUCUGGCAUAGAAAUACCGUUCACGGCAGGCCUGUCAUCUCAACAGCCCAUCGCAGCAUUCUUGCAGCGACGAUAUGCCGCUGCUCUACAAACCUGUGAGCGCCUCCCAUUGCCGACCCGGGACCGGCUAAUUCCUAUUUACUUUUCCCGGGUCAAUCACAUUCUGCCAUUGCUCGAUAAGGACCUCUUUUUGAAAGCACACUCCGAUGGAACGGCGUCUGUAUUCCUCGAGAGGGCACUAUGCUUGGUGGCAGCAAAAGACCAAGCGGCAGGGUCGGCAUUGCGUCUGACUAUUGAUGGCCCGGUCUUGAGUUCUCGGCAGUUCUGCACCGAAAUCUACAGAGGGCUUGCAGUUGCAAUGAACGCAGGACUUGAGUCCGAUCGUAUAACCGGUAUCCGUAUUCUGGCGCUCAUGUCGUUACAUUGCGAGGGCUAUGAAGGUGCAGAAGCAGCAUCGAUGAAUAUCUGCCAGGCUAUUCACCAGGCUCAAACUGCAGGGCUACACCUGAAUCGACCCGGUCGGGCACCAGGGGACUCGCUUUCUAAGCUUUUCUGGUGCCUUUGGACUCUAGAUAAGAUGCAUGCCAGUAUCGGCGGUCGCCCUAUCAUUUUAGCUGACCGUGACAUCGGGAUUGAGAAGCCUGAUCUCAAGACUUCUGCGCCCCGGUCUGCCUUUGACGUUUGGCUGGUUAUUUCUGACUUGCUGUCGACGGCGAUAUCGUUUUACCGACCUUCAGCAGAUCAUAAUGUUGGAUGGGAAGAUAACUUUCCAACUUUUGAACAGAUUGUCGGCGACGAUAUGCGAGACGAUCUAGACUUUACAACUCUUGGCAUAUUGGAACUAUACUACCAUGCAGUUGGCAUUCUUUCAUGCAGACCGAAACUGUCCGAUCGAUCUGAUGGUUUGGAACCAUCAUAUGUUCGCCAAGGUCUUGCGGCUGUCCGGAUAAAUUCUAUUGUUGCUUCUGAAUGCUCGCAAGAUCUCCCACCUCUACCUGUCGUCCCAUAUGCUCUCUCCCUCUCAAUGGGGGUCUCAUAUCAGCAGUUCCGCUCCAGUAAGCUGAUCACUCAUUUUGACCGAGCUAAGCGUGGCUUGGAAGCUUGUUGCGCCCUGCUAGAAGGAUUUGGAACAUACUGGUACUCUGCAGAAGCCAUGGCUCGAUUGGGACGCAAAGCAUUGCACCACAUCGAGGGGCUGAAGCCGGAAACUCGUGGACAUGGCUUUGAGUCCGAAAAGCAAACGUCAGCCGGCAAGGUAUCCGAUUUUACUGUUCCAGCGUCGGCGCCUGCCAUGGCAUGGCCAUCCUAUCAUCAUCCAAACGAUUUGACUUCUUCCGGUGAAGUGGCUCCUCGCGAGGAUUUAGCCACCACUUCUGCUCAGGAUAUUUCCCCGCUGGAAUCCUUGGAUGUGGGAGGACCUGACGUUCCCGGAAAUGACAGUUUCGCAGAUAUAGAUAUGCUUUUUGGGGAUUUCCUGGAUCUGUCUCUCCCGACCAACUUCUGGGAUCCCGUGUUCUUCACCGAGGAAGGCCACAGCGAUGGAGCAGUUUGA
This is a messenger RNA of Aspergillus glaucus CBS 516.65, 1965 nucleotides long. RefSeq names its product transcription factor domain-containing protein. The record is from RefSeq and is a predicted model, not a curated record. The coding region runs from base 1 to 1965 and encodes 654 amino acids. Gene Ontology annotation, biological process: regulation of DNA-templated transcription; DNA-templated transcription. The transcript is spliced from 3 exons. Gene Ontology annotation, molecular function: zinc ion binding; DNA binding; DNA-binding transcription factor activity, RNA polymerase II-specific. Lineage: Eukaryota; Fungi; Ascomycota; Eurotiomycetes; Eurotiales; Aspergillaceae.